AUGGAAAAAGAUGUCGGUCUGUACCUGCCGAAAUUGGUAGUGAUUGCGCUGCGUGGCGGUCGGCUCUGCAUCGUGCAGGACCUCGUUGGGCAAGGCAUCAUCCCCGCCUUCAAAGCUUCCCACAUGCAGCUUGCAGUGAUACCCGGCAACACGCACCUCGUGGCUUUUCUCUUGGCCAACAGCUCUUGCAGCGAGAUGGCAGAGAUGUUCGAGCAAGCGGCGACGCAGAACCAGUUUGAGCUCUUGCAGUGGCUCCACACCACGUCUUGCUCCAAGAUCUAA
Saprolegnia parasitica CBS 223.65 is the source of this 282-nucleotide messenger RNA. RefSeq lists its product as hypothetical. Lineage: Eukaryota; Oomycota; Saprolegniomycetes; Saprolegniales; Saprolegniaceae. The transcript is spliced from 2 exons. Bases 1 to 282 code for a protein of 93 amino acids. The record is from RefSeq and is a predicted model, not a curated record.